UACCACAACGGAGACCACCACUACGACUACUACCACUACCACUACGGAAACCACCAGUACUACUACUACCACUACCACUACGGAAACCACCAGUACUACUACUACCACUACCACAACAGAAACCACUACUACCACUACUACCACUACGACCACUACUACCACCACGGAAACAACCUCAACGUCUACAUCAACUACAACAACGACAGAAACUACAACUACCACCACGGAAACAACCUCGACGACUGCCUCAACUACAACACCGCCGAUAGGUCAAAUUCCAAUUGCCGCUGCCAAUGGAACACUUGCAGCUGUUUACAAUACAUUUGUAGGUGGUGAUAGUACGGCAUCAACAAGCGGCUCUGGUAUUGGUCAGUACCCACCGGGUCAAUCACCAGAGGCGGCGUGGGAUAAUGAUAGAUCAACUGUGUAUAUAAAUUUUGGAUCAUGUACAUCGUCUGAUAAUAAUAAUCAGUGUGGUUUGAACACUGGCUUCUAUAUUGAAUUACAACGUGGUUCGACUGUAGUGACGGCGUUUCAAUUGUACACAGGCAGUGAUCAUUCUGAACGUGAUCCGCUAAUCGUGUCGUUAGAAGGAAGUAAUCAAUCAGCAGCAAAUCUGACACUUGGUAGCAGUUGGACUCUUAUAUAUAAUGGCGCUAGUGGAUUAGCAACCUAUCCGGGUCCUAAUAGCGGCGGCUCGAUACAGCAAACAAACAACACGAUUUCGUAUAAGAGUUAUCGAUUUCUUGUGUCUGGAAAACGAUCAACGUCAAACAGUGUUCUGUAUUCUGAAUUGAUAUUUUAUGGAUACUAA
This is a messenger RNA of Adineta ricciae, 814 nucleotides long. The record is from the annotation of a GenBank genome assembly. NCBI's taxonomy places the organism in Eukaryota, Metazoa, Rotifera, Eurotatoria, Adinetida, Adinetidae.